AUGGAAUUCCCAAACACUCCCUUCCUUGGAGGCGCGGCUGACAUCCCCGUCAACUCUUCCUCACCCAUCAUGUCCUACUCGCCCAUGACUCUCCAAGCCGAAGGCCGCAGAGUUCCUCUUGACAUUAAGAUUACCGCCCCAGCAACAGGCUCAAACCUUCCCAUCAUUCUUCUAUCUCACGGCCACGGUCCCAGUAACUACCUCUCUUCCCUCAAGGGGUACGGUCCCAUUGUCGACUGGUGGGCCGGCCAUGGCUUCGUAGUCAUCCAACCUACCCAUCUCAGCUCUCGUCAGAUGGGUUACCAGCUCGACGCCGAGAACGUCCGCGAACUGUUCAUGGAUCAGCGCGUCAAAGAUAUGCAUCGCAUUCUCGACAACCUCGACAACAUCGAAGAGACUGUCCCUUUCAUCAAAGGUCGUCUCGACAAGGACAAGAUCGCUGUCGCAGCUCAUUCUCUUGGCUCCCUGACAGCAAACAUCCUCAUGGGCGCCGUAAACACCGAUCCUCGCGACAACGAGAAAAUGGACCUCUACUCUCCUCGCAUCAAGGCCGGUUUUAUCAUGGGCGCUAUUGGCAACGGAACCACCGACAUGUCCGAAGCAGGCGCUAAGAUGAUGCCUUUCUACAACAUCGACUUCUCAAACAUGAAGACACCUUGCCUCGUAGCAUGGGGUGACAGCGAUGUCAGCCCCCACUUGACGACUCGCGGUGCAGACUGGCACGCUGAUCCGUACAACGAGGCACCUGGUCCGAAGGCUUCGUAUGCGAUCAAGGGCGGUAAGCAUGGUUUUGGAGGCGUCAGUGGAUGGGAUGCGCUGGAGUGUCAGGAUGAGAGUGCUGAGAGACUUGCGACUGUCCAGAGGGUUAGUUGGGCGUUUUUGAUGAGUCAGUUGUAUCCUGGCGAUGAUUCUUGGGAGAAGGCGAAGAAGGCUAUUGGGCAGCAUGCUGAGAUUGGAAAGAUUGAGGAGAAGUAG
Fusarium coffeatum is the source of this 975-nucleotide messenger RNA. RefSeq lists its product as uncharacterized. The record is from RefSeq and is a predicted model, not a curated record. Lineage: Eukaryota; Fungi; Ascomycota; Sordariomycetes; Hypocreales; Nectriaceae. The transcript has a single exon. The coding region runs from base 1 to 975 and encodes 324 amino acids.